Molecule: messenger RNA, 320 nt
Organism: Prorocentrum cordatum
Lineage: Eukaryota; Dinophyceae; Prorocentrales; Prorocentraceae
Source: the annotation of a GenBank genome assembly
GCGCCCGCGCCGGCUGGGUGGGGCGUGGAGCCGCGGGAGCUGCAGCUGGCCCUGCCCUGGUUCCGCCCGAGCGAGCUCGUCGUGUUCGCCAACCUGUUCGGGCAGCGGCGCGAGGUGGCGCAGGACGUUGCCGUCGACUUCGCGGCGGAGGUCGGCCGGCGCCUGUCCCCGGGCCACGCGAAGGCGGCCGCCGUCCCGGGCGGCGCCCUGAGCCCCAAGGACGUGGCGGCCGUCGCCUAUGGCCUCUCUAAGCUGUCCGUGCAGCUGCCGGAGACUUCGACCCCGUCUACGGGGCCGUGGCCGCUGGGGCGCGGCGGGGG